UCAAUGCAACAUGCACUUAUUUAUUUGGGUUGCAGUUCGUGCUGUUUGAAUGUAUAAUGUGCUUGGGGUCGCCAUUGAACGUGCUGAUAUUUAUUUACCGUUUAGUAGCUUAUCGUUUGUUAUUUGCUGUAACCGCAAAGCGGAAAACUGUACUCGAAUGUAACUCAGUUAAACAGUACGAGUAACACCAAAUCAAACACUCAAAUAACUUAGACGCUGUCGGCUUGUCAUUGGAAGAACAUUCCCCUUGAAAUUACAGCCGCCAUGGGCACCCGCAAGAAGGGUCUGGACUUUGCCAAACAUAUAUCAGAGAUCAUUGCCAAAUCGACGGGAUUCGAGAAUCACAUGAAAAAGGUGAAGAUCAUCGGAGGCGGUGAUGGCACUUGUCAGGCGGAACUCAAAGUUGAAGCUGAUCACGUGAACCCCUACAACGGUCUACAUGGCGGCUACAUUGUCACCCUGGUGGACAUGAUAACCACAUAUGCCCUGAUGUCCAAGCCCUGUCAUCCGGGCGUUUCCGUGGACAUAAAUGUGAAUUACCUGAACGCGGCACGCCUGGGCGACGAGGUACGGAUCGAGGCCAACAUCUCCAAGAUUGGUAAGUAUCUGGCCUUCAUCGAGUGCACGCUGCGUCACAAGAAGGACGACUCCGUGAUAGCCAAGGGCACGCACAUGAAAUACGUCAAUAUCAAAGACUAAAAUUAAAUCGAACCAAAUGCUGCGAUUGGGAUAUUAAUGUGCUUUAUUUUAUUACAUGUGUAGCAGUACAGUACAUUUCAUUUGUUAGUUAAUUUGUUUUCAAUUAUUCAAUUAAAUUUGCUCGUUUGCUCUGUGCGCGAUGUUUGGUUA
This is a messenger RNA of Drosophila miranda, 849 nucleotides long. Its product is annotated as acyl-coenzyme A thioesterase 13. Bases 265 to 699 code for a protein of 144 amino acids. The record is from RefSeq and is a predicted model, not a curated record. Gene Ontology annotation, molecular function: fatty acyl-CoA hydrolase activity. Lineage: Eukaryota; Metazoa; Arthropoda; Insecta; Diptera; Drosophilidae. The transcript is spliced from 3 exons.